Messenger RNA from Odontomachus brunneus, 2022 nucleotides. RefSeq names its product sodium/potassium-transporting ATPase subunit beta-1-like. The coding region runs from base 293 to 1276 and encodes 327 amino acids. Gene Ontology annotation, molecular function: ATPase activator activity. Gene Ontology annotation, biological process: potassium ion import across plasma membrane; intracellular sodium ion homeostasis; intracellular potassium ion homeostasis. Gene Ontology annotation, cellular component: sodium:potassium-exchanging ATPase complex. Lineage: Eukaryota; Metazoa; Arthropoda; Insecta; Hymenoptera; Formicidae. The record is from RefSeq and is a predicted model, not a curated record. The transcript has 6 exons.
UGUCGUUUGUAUGCCAUUUCCCAAUGACUAUUGAAAUUGUUUUAUUAUGUUUAGCUAUAUAUGUAUGUUCUCAUUUCUUAUAUAUACUUUUAUAUAUACUCAUAUAUUCUUAUAUGUGCCUUUAUACCACAUGCCUGCAGCAUGUGUCAUUGAUUUCAAAACAUACUGACAUGAAUACAGGAACAGUAUGUAAGAUAUGUUCAUGUUUUUUGCUGCAUAUUCAGAAUAGACUUCAUUUUUUGUUUUUAUCCUUGUAAUAACUUGGCAUUUGAGCUAAAAGAUAUUUUUUUAAAUGGUCAUCAUGCAUGAUGAGGAAUAUUAUCGAAGCAGAGUGCCCGAGCCGGAUUUGGGACCACUCAGGAAUUUUAUGCGAUUCAUUUGGAAUCCCGACGCGAGGACAUUGCUUGGUAGAACGGGAAAAGAAUGGGGUCUGCUAGGAGUUUUCUACUUGGGCUUCUUCAGUGUACUGGGCUCCAUUUUCGCGUUGCAGAUGUGGAUUAGCAUCGACUACGCUUCGAAGUUGGACAAACCGUUCUUCUUGUAUAGCGGUGUAGUUUCCAGGUCCUAUUUUGGCAAUAAUUUUUCUCUCUUCCGUCAUCUGGAUUUCGAAAGCCCAGGAAUUAGCUUCAAACCGAAUGUUUUGCUGCCCACCGCGUCUCCCAUCAUUUGGGUGGACAAAUCGAGCGUGAACGUUCGACCGGCGAGAUACGUAGAGACUUUAACUGACUUUUUGCAAGAGUAUAACAAAAGCAGGAAUAACUACAAGAUAACCGCGGAGUGCAGCGACGAGACGUCGAGCACGCCCAACGUAAAGCCGUGUUUCUUUGACAUCGAGAGCCUUGGUGUUUGUGGGAAACCUCCAUAUGGAUACACGGAUCCGUUACAGCCGUGUAUUCUCAUUAAGUUUAACAAAAGGUUUGACUGGGUACCGAUACAUUACAACAAAUCCUCUCAAUUGCCUGAGAACAUACCAUUUGCUUUAGAAAAGACUAUCCGAUCUUCGAGCAAACUUCAAAUUUGGUUGUGGUGCGACGGAGCAAGCAACGUUGAUAAGGAACACGUCGGUGAGAUUGAAUACAUACCGAGUGCCGGCUUUCCCGUAAAGUAUUUUCCGUUUAUGGGACAACCGGAUUAUUUGUCGCCGAUGGUAGCGCUGCAAUUCAAAAAUAUCACACCGGGUAGAUUGGUGACGGUGGAAUGCAGUUUGUGGGCGCUCAAUAUCAACGUAGAUCGGCAGAACGCGUUGGAUUUCCAAAUCAUUCUGGGAGAGUCGUGAAAUCGCGGUGAGUUGGCGACUAUAUUUAUAUUUCUCAGGCACUUAUCAAUGAGAUUAUAUAUUUAAUAAGACGCUAAGAAAGCGAGACGAAGAAUAAUUAUUCUUCGUUAGAAAUUCGAAUAAUAUUCUCGUCACCAAUGAUUCCUUUAUUAUCUUGUAUCGUGUUACAUUAACAAUACAAUCGAAUGUAGAACAUCGGUGCAGAACAUCGUGAACAGAGAACGUAAUAUCAGAGGUAUAUAUAUAUAUGUAUAUUUAUAAAAAAAUGGGGUAUUAUUAUCAGUAAUAAUGAUAAUUUCUGCAAAUUUAAUCGAUGCAACAUCGUGAACGCAUAUCCGGAUUCCGAGACAGUGAAAAACGUAACGUGUUUCUCUCGGGUUCGUCCUUACGAAAUAUCUCAAGUGAAUCGAGAGCGCUGACUCACGCUUUCGAUUCUGCUGACGGAGUAGCGGAUCGAAAUCAGAGCUUCAUACAGUUUUAUUAAUACUUUUAUUACAUGAACGAUAAAAUGGUAAAUGAAGCUUCGUUUAUCGACAGACGUGCGACUCGAUGCAUGAGAGAAUUGUGCUAAACAGAAAUAAACGAUUGCACUUCUCGUGUCUUGUCCUUUAAUCCGAAAUGGGCAAUUUUCUCCAGAAUUUAGAUGACGAUGAAGAAGGAAAUAAAGGACAGAAAAUAGAAGGAAGAAUGAGAGAGAGGGAGUAAGAAAGAUAUAGAGAGAAAGAUAAAAAAAGGAUAGAAAGGAG